This is a messenger RNA of Cicer arietinum (chickpea), 1592 nucleotides long. RefSeq names its product phospholipase A1-II 1. Gene Ontology annotation, biological process: lipid metabolic process. Gene Ontology annotation, molecular function: glycerophospholipid phospholipase A1 activity. The record is from RefSeq and is a predicted model, not a curated record. NCBI's taxonomy places the organism in Eukaryota, Viridiplantae, Streptophyta, Magnoliopsida, Fabales, Fabaceae.
GAUACAAAUAAUAUAUGAAGGUAAUUCUGGUUCCAAAAGCAAUCAUGAUCAGAAAAUGGAGAAACAAUUUGAAGAAAAGGAAAAUGAACAACAACAUUAAUAGAAGCAGCAUAGCAAACAAAUGGAGACAACUAAGCGGCGAAAACAAUUGGAAUGGUCUAUUAUACCCUCUAGACAUAGACCUACGACGCUACAUAAUACACUACGGUGAAAUGGCACAAGCAACAUACGAUGCUUUCAACACCGAAAAAGCAUCAAAGUUUGCGGGUAGUUGUAGAUAUGCAAAGAAUGAUUUCUUCUCAAAAGUGUAUUUGGAAAAUGGAAAUCCGUUCAAAUAUAAUGUGACAAAGUAUAUUUAUGCCACGUCGGAAAUGGAUGUACCCGAAGCGUUUAUUAUAAAGUCUUUUUCAAGAGAGGCUUGGAGUAAGGAAUCAAAUUGGAUUGGGUACGUUGGUGUGAGUAGUGAUGAAGGCAAAGAUGUGUUAGGAAGAAGGGAUAUUGUUAUUGCUUGGAGAGGAACGAUUCGGAGUUUGGAAUGGGUUAAUGAUCUUAAUUUUGUUUUGGUUUCAGCUCCUAAACUUUUUGGUAAUAAUAUUAUUGAUCCUAAAGUACAUCAAGGUUGGUACUCCAUUUAUACCUCUGAAGAUCCACGUUCCCCCUUCAAUAAGACCAGUGCCCGAAACCAGGUGCUAAGUGAGGUGAGAAGGUUGGUGGAAAAAUACAAGAAUGAAGAAAUAAGCAUAACAAUAACUGGGCAUAGCUUAGGUGCUGCAAUUGCAACUCUAAAUGCAGUGGACAUUGUUACAAAUGGGUAUAACAAACCAAAUGAUUCAUCUAUAAAAGCAUCACCAGUUACAGCCAUAGUAUUUGCCAGUCCAAGAGUUGGUGACACAAAUUUUCAAAAGGUUUUUUCUGACCAGAAAGAUCUUUCAACCUUACGCAUUCGAAAUGAGUUAGAUAUUGUUCCAAACUACCCUUUUAUUGGGUAUUCAGAUGUUGGUGAGGAGUUGAAGAUUGACACAACAAAAUCUAUGUAUUUGAAGAGUCCAGGGAAUCCAUUAAGUUGGCAUAAUUUGGAGGCUUAUUUACAUGGAGUAGCUGGAACACAAGGGAGUAAAAGAGGGUUUAAACUUGAGGUUAAUCGUGAUAUUUCACUUGUGAAUAAAACAUUGGAUGUUUUAAAAGAUGAAUAUCUUGUACCAAUUUCAUGGAGGGUUGUAGAGAAUAAGGGUAUGGUUCAACAACCAGAUGGUUCGUGGAAGCUUGUGGAUCCUGAGGAUGGUGAUUUUUAAUCAAACUAUUCAUAAUUAAUAUUGAGAAUUUAUUCAUGUGAACAGUUUGAGGUCAAUAUUGUCAUUUUCUGUUGUUGUGUGUCUUAAUCUUUGCUGCUAUGUAUUUUAUUAUUUCUCCAUUCUCAAAUACCGAUUUGUAUCUAAUUAGCUCUACAUUUUCCGGUGUGCCGACCAUAAGUCUGAAAAAAAAAAUCUUCACGUAACAAGUUAUGUUUUGCUUUAUUUACGCAUUUUUAUUUGGUCAGUUGUUUUGUUUAUAAUACUUAAUAGAAUUUAAUUCGUAAUUUUUAUUAUUCAAAA